UUAAUAUAAUCGAAAGCAGUUGUAGGUUUUUACGUAAAGAGACAAGGACAGAAAACUAUAAAAGCCAUGCGCUUCUUCAGUUUCCUCUCAGUUGCUUUCCGCUCUCUUUGCAAAUCGCCAAUCUCCACAGAGUUACCGGAUCAGUUUCAUUGCGUAUUUCGAGCAAUUUCAAGUCUUCGGAAUAUUCAAGAAAAAUGAGAAGCUCUGUAAUUUGCUUUAUAUUUAUAAGUGUCGCCAGUGUCUGCCUAGCAAGACCGCAAACAGACCUGUACUCGAACCAAGAUGGCUUCGUCUUUCCGGGAGUAGCCGACAGACCGGAUAAAUUCCCAUUAAAUCCCCAUAAUCCAGGAUGGCAAGAUCCGGGUAUCGGCGGAGGAAAUAAUGGAGGUGUGUGGCAACAACCAGGCUUCAAUAGGCCAAACAAUGGUGACUUGUGGCAACGACCAGGCAAUGACUGGUUAACUAAUGGUGACUUCUGGCUACAACCAGGUAACGGAGUCAACAACGGAGGAUCAUGGCAGCAGCCCGGAAACGGAGGCAAUAAUGGAGGAUCGUGGCAGCAGCCAGGAAACGGAGGCAACAACGGAGGAUCGUGGCAACCACCUACCACUAAUAACGAUUACUGGAGUACGAAUACGACCCCGACAACAACUCAGGCCCCUGUGACCUCUGGUGCGGGUCAAAGUACAACGGAUAGCCCCGCUUACACUAGAUGUUUCAAUAGCUGUCAGGCUACUUCUGAAUAUAAUCCGGUAUGCGGCUCCGAUGGUGUUGUUUAUUCAAAUCCAGGAAGAUUGGGCUGUGCAAAUACUUGCGGAAAACGUAAAUAUCAAGUUACAGUGGUACGAUUUGGGCCAUGUGAUGUAAAUGGAAGUGCUCGAGGAUGAACAGAUAGUAUCAAUAUUUUUUGAUUUUUAUAAAUUAUUUACUUAUGAUAUAUUAAACCGCGAAAUAAGCAAAAUAUUGAAAAUGGAGGGUAAUUUUAAAUAAAAUACUUCUCUAGCAUGAGAAAGUUAAAAAUACAAAAAUAUAUAGGGAUAGGAAUUCGAGAUUGCUUUUUCUGAAGGAAAAUCUGUGCUGAGAUCAAAAUUAAUUCAUUCAAUGAAAAUUCUUCGAAAAAUUAUAGUAAUACUUUCGUAAACUAAAUCGAAUGUGUGACUAUAUGUACGUGCAUUCAUUUAACUAUCAUCACGAAAUCAACUACUCAUCGAACCAUUGUUAAAAAUGACUACAUUGAUCAGGAUUAUUGAUUAAAUAUUAUAGUAUUGCCAGGAGUCUGAAUUUUUCCUACUUUUUUUAUUCACGAGACAACUAAUUAAACAAAUUUGCUUACUUAAAAAUUACCAUAAUACGCGAACUAGAUCAUGAAUCUAGCAUCGAUAUUAAUGCGGUAAGAUAAGACGCAGACAAUCGUACCAUCUACAAGAAUUAAAAAUACAUUUUCAAAAUAGAUAAAAGUAAAUCCGACAAAAUUGAUGAUGCCCAUCGCACUUACACUGAAAUAAGUUUCAAAAUUGAAUGGAGUAGAUGGUCCUAUUCUUAUUCCUAAUGGUUGCAUCGAUUUUAACAUUAUAAACUGUAACAUUUUCCGUGUCCUUGGUGAAAAUCGAUACCACUCACAAUUGUAACUAUACAAUUACGUAAAAAAACAUAAUUGUUAACUGUAAAAAUGGUUUCUAAAUUCUUAAAUUGGUCUUGUUUUACUUCGUACCAUAAGUAAUAGAUACUUAAGUUACAAUUAUAUAAUUUUUGAGCCAAGACGCAAACUUCGACUGUAAAUUCCAUGAUCAUCAAGUAAAUAAAUAACAUCAUUAAAGCGAAAUUUUUGUUACUUUUGAAAUGAAUGAUCAUCUGUAUUAAUGUUAAAUUUUUCAUUUUCAAAAUUAAUAUUACUGAUAUGUAAAAAACUUUUUCUUUUGUAAAAUCAAUAGUACUGAUAUGUUUACCAUGCCACCGGCCACAGUACGGCAAAAUAUUAAACAUGCCACCCCCAUCAAAUACAUAGUAUUGUCAGAGAUCUGAAUAGAUUUUGUUAUGCUGUAAAACAAGUAAAAAAAUUCUUUUGAUAAUUACCCCAUAAUAAAAAAUACAUUUUUAAUGUGAUAAUGUAAAAUAUACUCAAGGCAAUAUUGAUGCCGCUGAAUAAUGUUAGCCAUGCAUUUAUUAACAGAAUUAAGUUGAUGAUUUUUCACAAAGUUUUCUAUUUCUUUAGAACUGAACAUUUUUCCAAACCUGAAUCUAAUGUUUAAAUAAAUCAAUCAAAAAUCGUAAAAAUCGAUUUGAUAAAUAAUUUUAUACCUGAUGUAUUUCUAUUUUCCAAUAUUAUAAUAAAUACUCAUACUAUGAAAAUAA
Messenger RNA from Trichogramma pretiosum, 2352 nucleotides. RefSeq names its product trihydrophobin-like. Bases 195 to 887 code for a protein of 230 amino acids. The record is from RefSeq and is a predicted model, not a curated record. Gene Ontology annotation, molecular function: serine-type endopeptidase inhibitor activity; protein binding. The transcript is spliced from 5 exons. Lineage: Eukaryota; Metazoa; Arthropoda; Insecta; Hymenoptera; Trichogrammatidae.